GCUGCAUUUGGCUUCCGGCGAUGUCGGGGCAGCCGUGGGCUGGAUCCAUGCCGCUCUGACGCUCUCUCUCUCCCCCUCCCGCAGGCCAGUGGAAAGGCGGUGCUGAUCACGGGCUGUGACAAAGGGUUUGGCCACGCCUUGGCCAGGCAUCUUCACGCGAAGGGGUUCACGGUCUUUGCCGGCUGCUUGCUCCUGGACCAAGGAGGAGAUGGUGCCCGAGAGCUGUGCGACCUGGGCUCCGAGCGAAUGCACGUCCUCCAGCUGGACGUGCGCUACGAGGUGGAGGUGGCGCGCGCCCUCCAAUGUGUGAAGGAGCGCCUGGAGGAACCUGCCCGAGGUCUGUGGGGCUUGGUGAAUAACGCUGGAAUCGCCUCCUUUGGGGAUGUGGAAUUCACCAGUGUGGAGAAGUACAAGAGGGUGGCUGACAUCAACCUAUGGGGGACCAUCCGUGUAACAAAAGCUUUUCUGCCCCUGAUCCGCAGAGCCAGAGGACGGAUCGUGAACAUGAGCAGCAUGUUGGGCCGCAUGACCAGCCCGCUGCGCUCUUCUUACUGCAUCUCCAAGUUCGGGGUGGAGGCCUUCACCGACUGCCUGCGGCAGGAGAUGUAUCGCUGGGGCGUCUCGGUGGUCGCUGUCGAGCCAAGCAACUUCAUCGCGGCCACGGGGAUCCUGACCCCAGAGGGCAUCGAGGCCGAGGCUGAACACAUGUGGCGUGGGGCCAGCGAGACUGUCCGGGCAGAUUACGGAGAGGCUGACUUCCGGGAGAAGCUCCGUCGGAUGAAGGGCUUUGCGCACAGCGGCCUGCGGGACGUGUCCCUGGUCCUGGACGACCUGACCGAAGCGCUCGCUGCCCAGCAUCCUUACACCCGCUACACCCCCAUGGAGGCCUCCUGGUGGCUCCGUCUGCAGGCCGUGACCCACUUGCCCACCGCCCUGGCCGACUGGCUGUACGUCAGCUAGGCAGCCUCGGGGGUCUCACUUGCUGCUUCCCCCAGGGGACAAAAAUCAUGUCCAGUGCAAUUAAAAGCAAUAAUAGCUGAGUUGGCCACGUGAGGAAAACAUCCAAAAUCCACCAAGACAAUGUUAGCGCAGCUGAAGUGUUCGCAAAACAAUUGCAAGUUUCGAGUUUCCCAGACUGCCCCAUUGGCAAGAUGCUGAGACGGGGGGGGCACAUGUUGGAAGAUGGUGCAAGCCGUCAUCUGCCUGGUGCGCCCUUGAAACCCAAGCACCCUCCGGCCUUGCCUAACAAUGUGGCGUCCGCAGGGCUGGAGACCUCCUGCGUGGAAGGCCGUGGGGGCGCCUGGGUCAGGUGCAGGCCGUAAGCCUUGCCGCACGAAUGAGGGUUUGUAUGCGGUCCGAGCUGUACUUAAUUUCAACUUACUUCAAUUGAAUUAAAUUUUUAGAUUCAACUGCAUCUGGCUUAAUGU
Molecule: messenger RNA, 1427 nt
Organism: Python bivittatus (Burmese python)
Lineage: Eukaryota; Metazoa; Chordata; Lepidosauria; Squamata; Pythonidae
Source: RefSeq, a predicted model, not a curated record